This is a messenger RNA of Anneissia japonica, 6758 nucleotides long. RefSeq lists its product as uncharacterized. NCBI's taxonomy places the organism in Eukaryota, Metazoa, Echinodermata, Crinoidea, Comatulida, Comatulidae. Gene Ontology annotation, molecular function: protein binding. The record is from RefSeq and is a predicted model, not a curated record. Bases 215 to 5785 code for a protein of 1856 amino acids. The transcript is spliced from 22 exons.
CUCUGCUGCGAGCGCGAUGUUUUGUCUGGACUCUGGUGCCAUAUAGGUUGGGACAGCUAAAUUGGGACUCUUUGGAUAUUUACUUCAGGUUCCAUCCUGCGAUGGAUGUGUCCUUAUAUUCUUGAGGAUGCAUCUAUACUUGCUUCCUAAUUGUGUGCCAAUGUCCUAACAGAAUUUUAAAGGAUAUUUAAUUUUACGGUGCUAACUUUCAAGAAUGGGUAAGGAUACUGACCUUCUACAGGCUAUCCGCCUUGAAGAUGUUGCCGUGGUGAUGAAGAUUGUCGCAAAAUUCAAAUCAAAAUCAAGAAAAUCCGGUCCAACCAAGAAAACACCGCUCAAUAAUCAAGACACAGAUGGAUUUUCAGCACUCCACCAUGCAGCUCUGUCUGGGAACUGUAAUGUGUUACAUUGCUUGUUGGAUAGUAACCUGGUUAUUGUGGACAUCAAAGACAACAAAGGGAUGCGACCAAUCCACUAUGCUGCUUGGCAAGGUAAACUCGAGCCUGUGGUGCUACUACUAAAGGCAGGUGCUAGCCCUGAUGACGUCUCCUUAGAAGGGGAUACGCCCCUUCAUCUAGCUAGCCAGUAUGGCAGUGUCCAAGUGGCUAAAAUAUUACUGCAGUACCAUGCUGAUCCAACUAUUAAAAACAAGGCCGGAAAAACAGCACUGGAUUUAGCUGCGGAAUUUGGUAAACUAGUGGUCGUAAACCUUCUCUUAGGUAGCACGCAAGGUGGCAACCUUAUAGCGCCACCAAGGACACCAAUGAACGUGAAUAUGCAUACUCCUUUACAUCUUGCUGCCAAAAAUGGACAUAGUGAUGUCAUUAGAGUUUUAUUAGAAUCUGGUGUUGAUAUUAACAUGGAGACACACAAUGGAACAGCUCUACAUGAGGCUAGUCUUUUUGGUAAAACAGAGGUUGUAAGGUUAUUAAUUAAUUAUGGUGUCAACGUACAUCUAAAAAAUUCACAUGGACAAACGGCGCUAGAUAUAGUUAACAAGUUCACAUCAACAAAGGCAGCACAAGAAAUUAAACACAUGUUAAGAGAGGCUAUAGGUGGGUUCCGAGCGAGGGCACUGCAAGACUACUGCAGAAUCCACGAUAGGUCUUGUUUAUCAUUCAAAGCAGGUGAAAUCAUUAAUAUCCUGGAGCAAAAUUCUGAUGGACGAUGGAAAGGUUCAAAGGAAACCGACCAACAAAAGGCUAUUGGAUAUUUCCCAGCAAAUUUGGUUGAAAUUAUUGAAGAUGUAGCUAUGCAAGGAGGGAAAGCCUUAACAUUACCAAGUCGUAGUGGUCUGCCGGCUAACCCUCUGUAUGGCAUGUGCCGAUCCACAUCAAUUGGGUCGUAUGCUGAACUGUACCCUAAUCGCUCUAUGGAAGUUUUAACCAACCUGCCUAACCGGCGUUCUUCCGAUUCCAUCACCUCUGCUUCUUCAUCGGGUACGUGGUCAAGUAAAGAUUUAUCAGAUUACAUGCAACCAUCGAGACAGCAAUCAUCAAUCCCGCAAACCCCUGCAACUUCCAACAUGGCUCCCAUGCCCUUAGCAACCGUUGCCUACCAGCAGUCCUAUGGCUCUUCAAGCUCAAGGUAUGCCGCAGCAGCCUUACAGAGGAAACGUCAAGAAAGCCACGAAGUGAUACCAAACAGUAGCAAUUCUCCUGUCCCACCUGUAGUUUCCAUGGGAACUGUAACGCAAGAUGAUCUUUCAAGGCGACACUGUCCGGCCUCCAUCAACAGACACAAUGUCGCGCCUCAACAGUGUAACCAGAACGCCUGGCCAAGGAGGCCAACUCAAAAUGGCAACCUUUCAGAGGAAGAGAGCGGUGUUGAUGUUAGCUCAUCAACAGAAAGUAUGGAGAGGAAACAAACUUCACAGCAGCAUGGUGUAAUCCAUCAAGGUUGGAUGGGUAUCUCUCACUCGGACCAUAAUAUUAAGCCUUGCCCCCCACCAAAACCAAGCAGGAGCUGUGAGAACGUCCUUGCACACGAGUCGUUGGCUACAGCUCCACAGCGUCCAUAUAGUGAUUGUCCCCCAUUGAAAAGAAUUGAAACUGAAAUACCAUCAUUAGAUGCUAAAGAUGCUGAUAGGAUCUAUGAAUGGUUAAAGAGACUUCGAUUACCAGAGUACACCAAUAAUUUUACAAAAGCAGGCUAUGACAUGCCUACUAUUGCCAAGAUGACCCCAGAGGACCUUACUGCUGUUGGUGUAACUGUGCCAGGCCACCGUAAGAAGAUGUUUGCCAUGAUCCAGCAGAUGAAAGAAGCAGAUGUUGCCCCAAAUUUUAAACCACCUGAUGUGCAAUCCUGGCUUCGGAUCCUCGAUCUCCAGUCCUACUACAACACCCUCAUAUCAAAUGGUUAUGACCAGAUAGAGUUCUUGCAAGACAUGACAUGGGAAGACCUUCAGGAGAUUGGCAUCAUUAGGCUUGGUCAUCAAAAAAAAUUCAUGCUAGCACUGAAACGUCUAAGAGAGAUCAAGAAGCAUGAGAAGCAAGCUCUUGAUGCUGCUUCCAUUGAGGAUUUGACCAUUGAUAACCAGAAAAUCACCAGCUCACCUUCCUUUGAAAAUGUGACAAUCACUGUAAGGCACAAAUCUGCAAUUCAGGGAAGUCUUGAGAGUAUUGGUAGUGAUAUAUCAAAUAUAUCUGGAGGAUCACUUGGUUCCAAAGGAUCUAAUGAGAGCUAUCCUCGUAAACUGAUGCUCCAACGGAACCCUAACAUGGCAAUGAAUAAUCAAGUAACCUCUUCAUAUGUGCCUUGUAUGACAACUGUUAAGUCUUCUCCAACAAAAAUAUUUACUGGACCACCAGAGAAAGACAUCCCAGAAGAACAUGAUGCAGACAGUGUUUAUCAAAAUGUGUCCUUCUCUACUUUUAAACAAGCCAGUUCUGAAUCACCACGAAUGGCAUCCACUUCAAUACCUCCUAGAUCUUUAAGCAUAGACAGCACAGAUAUGGCACAGAUGGUUCAUAGAAAUUCAUUUGGUAGUAGCAGUACCUCAUCUGGUGCAUCUGAUCAAGGUUCUCUGAAGGAGACUAAAGGAAAUAAAGGAAGUCCAUUAGCCAUUCCAAAGCGUGGAAGCUCUAUGCAAUCUAUGUCUGAUAAACCUCUGAUGACUGCCACAAUUGGUCGCAGAAAGUCUUUGAAACAAUUCAAAGCUGCGCUAGAUAAUGGCACAGCUAUUGAUGCUCUGCGGUCAACACAAGUUCCAGGCUAUGCCACAAUCAAACGAACCCCUUCUCGACGAACAGAUCCUGUGAGAUUACACCGCCAUCUGUCUCAAGAACGAGAUAGUUCAAAUCUUAAAAGGCCAUCAUCUAGUGGAAGUCUGACUAGCGACACAGCGAUAGAACAAACAGAUAGUGACUCACUAAAUGAGAGCUAUAUGCUUCCAGAUGUAACACAAUCUGGAGAGACACAUAAAAAUAUAAGAGGUAGCCCAGUUCAUGUAAUCAAUAGAACCAUGAGUAAUGGAAAUCUUAAUAGUGAUGCUGGUAGUGUACCAGCAAACUACCAUGUUCACAGACAGCAAUACCGGGAUCAUAGUAAUGGAAAGGGACCUCUUCCUAAUUAUUAUCAAACUUUAAGAAGACCUCCCAGAAAAAAUGAACCACUUGCAGAUGACUUCCGUCCUCGAUCACGUUCUUUCACAGACAAAGAUGAACAUAUGCAGUCUCCUGUUAAAAGAAGUCCACCAGUCUCCUUUAGGACAUCAUCAAAUGAAGGCAUUGAUAAAAAUCACUCAAACAGAGGAAAUCACCUUCAACAAAAUAUUCCAAAGCAAAAGAAUGUUUUAAUUCAGCAGCAGAAUAUUCUGCCCCAACAACAAAAUAUUGCACCACAAUUUUCUAAUGAUUCUUGCUUUAAGAAACCACUUCCACCACCAGCACUUGUUUCUGCUGCUUUGAAACCAGAACAUUCCCAAUUGAUGACUACCAGCAGUGUUCCAUCUGACCACAGUCAAAUUGAAAGUAGCCAACAGCCACCACACUCUCAGAAUGUAAUGGUGUCUCAUGAAGUUCCCAACAAGGUUAGACAAAAACCAGCAAUACCUGCAAUGCCUUUAAACUUAAAACGAACACAAAUUAAUAAUGCUAUUAAGCAACAGCAGCAAAAGUUACAUGAGCAACAUAAGCAACAGGUGCAAAAACAACAGGAAUAUCAACAGCAACUUCAAGAAAAAAUGAAAAUACCUCAACAACAAAUGCAGCAGCAUGCCCAACACAUGAAGCAGCAAUCACAACCCCAACAACAAAUGCUAAAGCAGCAUGCCCAACACAUGAAGCAGCAAUCACAACCCCAACAACAAAUGCUAAAGCAGCAUCAAGAAAUCUUGCAACAAAAACAUCAGCAACACAUACUGCCACAGCAGCAGUUACAGCAGCCGUUACAGCCGCAGUUACAGCAGCACCAAAAGCCGUUGCAACUGCAGCAACAAACACAAGUACAACAACUACAAUAUCAACAACAGCAACAUCAACAGGAAAUGGAAAAACAACUUCAAGAGCAGGUAGAAACAGAUCAAACUAAAAAAGUACCUGGAUUCCGUGUGUCAUCCUUUGGAAAGAAUAAUAAUCCACCAAAGAAACCAACGCGUAGUAGUUCAUUACGUCUAGAAUUAGUAACUGCAGCCAGCACUGUUACACCUGUACCCACACCUGUAAAUGUGGUACAAAGUCCAAGUAAAAAGGAUGUAGGACAAAAUAUACACUUGCGUAUGGCAGAACAGCAGAAAACAAUGUCUGAUAUGAUUAAUUACAGUAAAACUCAGAUUGAGCAGCAGAAUUUUAGAGAUAAUAUUCAAAAUAACCCAGGUGGAAGUUUGCAUAAACCACCUAUUAAGAAAGAGGGGGAAAGAUGCUCACCAGUACCACAUGGUGAAACUUUUCAAACAGAAACUGGACCCUCAAAGACUGAAGACAACAGGUGUUUGUAUCCCCAGCCACUAUUAAAAACUGUUGAAAAACAGGGUAACCAAAAAUUACUUACAUUGUCACCUAAAAGGAAUUUUUAUCAAUAUUCUGAUCAUAAAUUUAGCCAAUCAAAUUAUGCAGCAUCAGAAUCUCUUCAAAUUGAGAAAGACAGAGAGGAAGGAAUCCACCGGCCUAAGACUGCCAGUCUAGGUGCCAAUAGCACAGAUACAGUCUUGCGCUUGCAUUCUCCUAAGCACCGUCAUAGCUCUGACACUAGUCCUGAUGAAACUUUUGUUGAACCAACUCCUCAGCUUUUAGCAAAGGAACAGCCAAUAGAUACAAAGUUGCUUGUCAAGGAACCGAGUGUUGAUCUGUACUCAGCAGAUUUUGAUCAACUAGAUGGCAUGGAUGAUGCUGUAGAGUCAGACAGCAGUGAUAAUUUAGAUAUGCUGUCAGGAUUUGAAAAUGAAAACACAGAUACAAUCAAGAAACAACCCACCAAACAAGUCCUACGAGAAAUCAAUUAUGAUGAUACACUAGGUGAUAUACAGGUGUCUGGGUCAGAGCAAGGUCAUUCUGUUGAUGAAGAUCUUGAUGAUCUUGAAACACUGCUACUAAGAGGAGAUAACAUUGAUCCAAGUGGAUUAAGGUCAUCACUUGAUAUACCUCCUCCACCAAUUGAACCAGAUUACACUGAAUAUCCAGGUGCAAACUUAAAUAUAUCUGAAGAUGACCUGCCCCUACCACCUCCCCCACCUCAUCUACUUCCACAUGGGUCAGAAGGUGCUGUAUCUGAGCAAAUAGAUGUGUUUGAUGACAUUGAGUCCAUGUUUAACAACCUUGCAGAAGAUUUAGCUAGCAUGAUGAAAUAAAAACACUGAAGAAAGCAAUAACAAAAAGCAACAGAUUUUGUCAGAGAAAAAAAACCACGCUGUGGUUAUGUAGCAAGAUCAUGAAGUUUGCAAAGUGUAGCAUUGAGCAAAGUCUUGCUACAUCAUGCAAAAUGGUUUUGCUACAUUUGCAAAUGUUUUAAAAUGUUAUUAGAAUAUACAGUAUCUUUUUAAGUGUUUCUAAGCAAACAACUCCUGCAAUAGUGGUUGAAAAACCCCUCACAGGAAGAAAAAUACCAUCAAAAAUUGUUUGCAGUGAAUUCCUCUGGUCUAUAAGUGUUGGCAAUUGAUUGAUUGAAUUCAAAAGACAAAUUCUUGCUGUUAGAGGAUGCAAUAAGGAACACAGAUAAAUAUUAUGUUGAUCAGUAGUGCAAUCCAAAUCAAGAACUGGAGUUUCGUAGCCAGCUCUUUAUGAACAGUUUCAUCACAUUGGAUAUGUCUUAAUAUUGCAGUCUUCAUGGUAUCUUGGCUGUGCAUCUUGAAGACCAAUGUCAUGUGAUUAUUGUAAUUCAAGCAUUUACAUGUGUACUGCAAGCCUCAUUAUGUUGUGACGUAAAAUUUGAUUUAAAUGUAAAACAGCGAUGUCACUAAGCAGUGUUGGUGACCAAGUCACUGAGCAUUGUGUAUCAUUGUUUGUUCCUGAGCAAUGUCAAACAAAAAGUGAUUACAAAGACUCAAUGGAAGAGAUAGGCAAACAGCCAAAUAAAAUAUGUGUAAAGUGAUUUAUUUUUGAAGUUUAAAAACAGUAUGCUGCUUAAUAAGUUUACAAUUAUUUAUUACAUUUUAAUUAUGAAGAAGUUGUACUUAAAAUUGUAACAUUUUGAUAGAAUUGUUUUUGUGUGUUUAUAGAUGGACUUUCUGGAGUCUUAAUGCUCUACCAGGUUCCAUUCUAAAUUAUAUUAUUUUAUCAAUAUUUAUUUAUUUAUUGUUAUUUCCAUAAUUUAAUUAUUCUGGA